AUGCUUAUUAUGUCUUUUAUGUUUGUUAAGUAUGGAAUAGUGCUGGAUGCAGGAUCCUCAAGAACAACAGUCUACGUUUACCAGUGGCCUGCAGAGAAAGAGAACAAUACUGGAGUGGUGAGCCAGACUUACAAGUGCAAUGUUAAUGGCCUUGGCAUCUCCAGUUAUGCUGCUGAACCUGAAAAGGCUGCUGAGAAUAUAGAUAAUUGUAUGAAGAAAAUAAUAGAUGUAAUACCACAUAAUCAGCAAAACAGCACUCCAGCAUAUUUGGGAGCCACUGCUGGAAUGAGGCUUCUCAGGUUAAAAAAUGAAAGCGCUGCCCAAGGAGUCCUUACCAGUAUUGAGAACUACUUUCAAACCCAACCUUUUGAUUUUAGAGGAGCUCACAUCAUAACGGGUCAGGAGGAAGGCGUGUAUGGAUGGAUCACAGUCAACUACUUAUUGGGAAAUUUCUUGGAGAAAAACAUUUGGAGUACGUGGGUACAUCCUGAUGGUGCGGAGACAACAGGAGCAUUGGAUUUAGGUGGUGCUUCAACGCAGAUAUCUUUUAUUCCAGAGAAGACUGAACAGAACCCAAACAACACAGUGGAAGUGACUCUGUAUGGAUAUAAAUACAAUGUAUACACUCAUAGCUUUCAGUGCUAUGGCAGAGAUGAAUCUGAAAAGCGUCUGCUGGCAUCACUUGCUCAGGGAAUACGUGGGCAAGCCUAUGUUAAUAACCCAUGCUAUCCUCGCAACUACAAAGUGAAUUUAACAAUGAAUCACAUAUUCGGAAGUCUGUGUUCAGCCAAAUACCGGCCAGCCAAUUACAACCCGGAUCAGUUUGUUCGUUUUAAGGGGACAGGAGACCCAGGCCAGUGCCUACACAGGGUGUCCACUUUAUUUAACUUCGCUGCAUGUCAUGGGGAACAAGACUGUUCUUUUGAUGGCAUUUACCAACCCAAUGUAAAAGGAAAAUUUUCGGCUUUUUCUGGAUUUUAUUAUACGGCAAAUGCUUUAAAUCUGACCGGACAUUUCUCAUUAGAGGAAUUCAACUCAAGUAUGUCAUCUUUCUGUUCUCAAGAUUGGAGCAAGCUUCCACAACUGCUUCUAAAGUUUGAUGAAAAAUAUGCAAGGUCCUACUGCUUUUCAGCUAAGUAUAUUUACUAUCUACUGGUUCACGGUUAUAAAUUUGACAGCGAGUCUUGGCCACAGAUUCAGUUUCAGAAAGAGGUUGGGAACAGCAGCAUUGCCUGGUCCUUGGGUUACAUGCUGAGCCUCACCAAUAUGAUCCCUGCAGAGAGACCCUUGAUUCUUCUCCCUUUAAGGCCUUCAGUCUUUGCUGGACUUCUCUUCCUGUUUGCAGCAAUAUCUUUACUUUGUCUGAUAUUUCUUGUGGUACUGUUAUUUCGGGCAUGCUGA
Messenger RNA from Staurois parvus, 1401 nucleotides. The record is from the annotation of a GenBank genome assembly. Lineage: Eukaryota; Metazoa; Chordata; Amphibia; Anura; Ranidae.